Molecule: messenger RNA, 2775 nt
Organism: Clonostachys rhizophaga
Lineage: Eukaryota; Fungi; Ascomycota; Sordariomycetes; Hypocreales; Bionectriaceae
Source: the annotation of a GenBank genome assembly
AUGAACUGUCCUACUCGGUCCUGGAUGCUAGCCAGCCUGGCACUGUCAGCCUUCUCACAAGUUGGCCCUGCCAGUGCGGCACCCAACUAUGAGGCUCUACCGGUCAGCUAUCGGGAUGUCUCUGGAGACUGGGACAACGUUAAACGUGCCGACCUGGUUCCCUUGCGGAUUCUACCCCUUGGUGCCUCCAUCAUGACUGGUGUAGGCUCAUCAACGGGUGAUGGCCAUCGAAAACCCUUGCGAGAUGCACUUCGACAGGAUGGCUAUGAAGUGAACAUGGUUGGUAGCCGAGCUUCUGGCCAAAUGAAGGAUCAAAAUCACGAGGGAAAGCCUGGAGAUAUCCUUACACAAAUCCAAGACAGAGUGGCAAACUCAAUUGGAUACAAGCCUAAUAUUGUCAUCAUCAAUGGAGGGACCAACGACGGCAACGGCGAUCUAGAUAUUUCCAAUGUUGGCGACCGAAUGAACAACAUUCUCAACGCACUUUGGAAUGCAGCCGAUAUGAGCGACACGUGCAUCAUGCUCUCGACCCUUAUCCCAACAACCAAUGCCAAUGGUGCCAAGAACCGUGCUGCAAUCAACAGCCAAUAUCGCUCGCUUGUCACCACACGAAGCAAUGAGGGGAAGUGUAUCUACCUCGCCGACAUGGACCUUGCCAACGAGAAGGUUUGGUUCGAUUUUAAUACGGAUUAUUCGGCAGGAGAGUCACCAGCUGUCCACCCCAAUGACAAGGGACACAGGAAAAUGGCUGCUGCGUUCUAUCAGGCUAUCCACAAGGCGCUAGAUGACAACCGCGUCAAGGCCGCACCCGACUUCGAUGCCGGCGUUGGCAAGACUGGGUGUGACAAAUUCGCAGGCAACGGUGUUGAUGCCGGUGGCCUCACCCAGCGUGGUUCAGGCUAUGAUGACGGCAUCUAUUACCACAACAGUGAUGACAUGGGUAUUCUGUGGAGUGCAGAAAGCGAUUGGGAUAGAGGCCAGUGGAAGUUUGCACGCCUGUUUGAUACCAAAUAUGAUGACCUCCUGGCAUGGCUUAGCACCGGCGAUAAUUCGCAAGAAUACGUUGUAUGGGCCAAUUCCGGUGACGGCAAGGCUGGUUUCAAACAAAUUAAUAACCUGACACCCGACUUAAACUGCAAAAGUGCCACGGGUGUCAACUUUAUUGAUAUGAACGGCGACGGCCUUGAUGAUCUUGUCUAUAUCGAUGACGAUGGCAAUGCUUACUUAUCCAUCAACCAAGGAGAUGGCGAUAGGGCGGCCGGAAAGGCACCUACUUUCAAGCGUGUUAGUGACACAGCGAAAAUCAAGACCACUGAAGGCUAUGGACGAGAGAAAGUGCGCCUCGCAGACAUUGAUGGGGAUGGCCGAGGCGACUAUGGUGUCUGGGAUGGCAGCAGCUGGAAGUUCUGGAGAAACGGCGGAGUUGGCAAUAUCCCCGAGUAUUGGCAAGCUCUUGGUGCCAGACGCAAAGACCAAGGUUACGGAAGCUAUGAGGGGUACACCUUUGAGGAUGUCAACGGCGAUGGUCGCGACGAUUCCAUCUGGCUUGACUCCGUCGGAGCGGGCUAUAUGCAGACUAAUGGUCGAAGCUGUGCAACUGGUUCCGAGGGUGAUGGCCUCAACGUUGCGUGGCGCGAUGGCUACUUUACGGGCGCAUCAUCUGGUAUGGUCUACAAGGGCAUGGGCAGCUUCGUUACCGAUUUAGAGAAGACACUGCGUAACCGGAUUCAUUUUGGUCGCAUCUAUGGACAGUCUUCGGUCUUCGGUAACUUGCCAAAGCAAGACUACAUCUUUAUGCAGCACGAGGCGCUUUCAACUGGCAAGCAUCGGUUCCAGAUGCGUGUUUGGAAGAAUACUGGCUCUGGCGGUACCAAGCUUCUUGCCGACGGAAACAAGUACUGCAACAUGAUGGGCCACUCCAACGGAAUGCAGGACUAUGUGUGGGCCUAUGCGGGAGGGACGAUGGAGAUGUGGGCAAACCGCGGCAAGACAUCGAUAUCCGAUUCGGACACUGAUGGCUUCUGGGAGUCCAAGGGCACGAUCUGGACCCCGCCAAGCGAGAUGAACCGCCGUGAUCUGCACUUGCAGGACUGGGACGGAGACGGAGAUUGCGACAUCAUCUAUGCUGACCCUGAAAGCGGCAAGGUGCAAGUCUGGAUUAACAACUUCCCCAGUACCGGGAAGUGGGACUGGACUCAUCUAUCAAGCCCAGCUCCAAGUCUGAGUUGCUCCCAGAAGCGAGGCUUUGGUAUUCAUGACUUGGCUGUCCGUUUCGCCGAUCUUACCGGAAACAAGAGGGCUGAUUAUCUCUGCAUUGAGCCUAACAGCAGAGUCACUGGCUUCGUCCAGAAUGACGAGGGCAGCUUUGAAGAUGCCGGCCAGAUUAAGGUGUCAAUCAGCAAAGAUCGUGCUAACCUUCGCUGGGCUGACGUGAAUGGUGAUGGCAAGGACGAUCUUCUCUGGGUUGAGAAAUUCUCGGGGGAUGCCUACGUUUGGUACAACGAGGGUAGAGGCAAAUCUGAGGAUCUUCUCGGCUCUACGUUCUCUUGGAGGCAGCAGACCGAAGUUGCAUACAAAGGAAACGCAGCGGGUACGUGCGAGUACUGGCCUGACCUCGAUGGCAACGGCCGAGCAGAUGAGCACUAUAUCACGGGUACCUUUGACAACAAGGCGCGAACGUCGUUCAACCCAUCCUGCGGAUUGACAGACUUUACAGGAGACGAUGCCACCUUCGCUGAAAAGUUAACAGAAGAGCUCGCCGAGUAUAAUGCGUAA